Molecule: messenger RNA, 891 nt
Organism: Saprolegnia diclina VS20
Lineage: Eukaryota; Oomycota; Saprolegniomycetes; Saprolegniales; Saprolegniaceae
Exons: 5
Coding region: 1-891 (296 amino acids)
Source: RefSeq, a predicted model, not a curated record
AUGUUGCAAGUGCACCGCGACUACGCCAUGAUUUCGACGCCGCAAGAGGGCGGUCGCGGAAGUUUCUCCUUCAGCGAGCGCGGGUCGUUCACUUCUGACGCGCCACCGCUGCGGCCAUCGCUCAUUGCGCGCGACAUCCAGGCCAUCCCCGAAGACGACACCAAGGGUUCUCGCCGCUUCAAGGGCCGCCUUCGCACGUGGCCAGGCAUUCUGCUGCUGCUUGGUAUCAUCGGCGGCGCAAUUGCCACGAUCGUCUUGAUGAGCGCUUCGAUGGGCCACGAGGCCAAGGACCGAAUGCACGAGAUGCAGAAGCGGAUCGCGGACGCCCAAGCCAUCACCGACGGUGUGACGUCGCAUGACGAAGAGCGCUACCUCGUCGAGGACGACGGGCAAAUCAAUAACCCGCGCGUGUACCCGCCGAGUGGGUGCCAACUGCCCAACUACGUCAGCAAGAAUGGACGUAUUGUCGCUACCGCCAAGAACGGCACCGAGGUUCCGCUGCAGAUCAAGGGCGUCAACUGGUUUGGCAUGGAAACUGGCCUCGAAGCGCCGUUUGGCCUUUUUGACAACGACAAGGCCGGCACCACUGUGUAUGCGAUCGCGCAGUUUCUCGCCAAGAACAAGUUCAACUCGGUGCGUAUUCCGCUCUGCGUCAAGAACAUUUUGAACAACAAGCCGCACACGUCCUCGGUCAUCAACCGCGCGACAAACCGCGCGUUGGAUCUGAGCUCGUACUUGAGUCUUCUCCAGUCGGUCACAACGUCACUGGGCUACCGUCAGAUCUCGAUCAUGCUCUCCAUGCACACGCUCGACAUCCGAAACGAAGAGAGCGAUCGACAUGCUCACGGCCGCGCUCUGCUCCGACAAGUACUGGAACGUCCUUGGCAUUGA